Quercus lobata is the source of this 1731-nucleotide messenger RNA. RefSeq names its product Nucleotide/sugar transporter family protein. The coding region runs from base 280 to 1332 and encodes 350 amino acids. The transcript has 10 exons. The record is from RefSeq and is a predicted model, not a curated record. NCBI's taxonomy places the organism in Eukaryota, Viridiplantae, Streptophyta, Magnoliopsida, Fagales, Fagaceae.
AGUCCACACGAACCUGAUUGGGUCGCCCAGCCGGAUUGACCCGAUCUGUAUUUAUACAAUACGUUUAGGAUCACCGUUUCGGACCUGAACCCAAUUGGAUCCGACCCGUUUGCCUGCCAGGACUGACUCAUAGGAGCACUAAACGCACAGCAUUAGGAAGCCGUUGACUUGGACGGAUGUUCCGAGCCAGAGCUUUGAAAUAAGGUGGAAAUUUCGCAGGCGAAGAAGAACACCUCCAUUUCGCGAAGAACAUUGAGAAUUUGAGAGAGAGAGAGAGAGAUGUCUUUGAAGGCUUCGAGCUCGUCGAAUCCGAUGUUGCCGAUAUCCGAUCCUCCCGGAGACGAAGACAGAGACAAACCUCUCAGAGGCGAAGAGAAGCUUUUCAAAGGUUCUGCCAUGACCAAACGAGGAGCCUAUGCGGCAAUCUCGUACAUGUCUUGCGCAGUGCUCUUGAUAUUGUUCAACAAAGCUGCUCUUUCAUCCUAUAGCUUCCCGUCUGCAAAUGUCAUCACACUCUUUCAGAUGAUAUGUUCAUGUUGUUUUCUCUAUGUAAUGAGACACUUGAAGAUGAUUUCUUUUACGGUAGGUGAAUCUUUGACUGUAUCUGAUAAUGUCACAACACUUGUACCUUUGAAGACAUUGAGGCACACUCUUCCUCUUGCAGGAGCCUAUUUGCUUUACAUGCUAGCCACUAUGGAGUCUGUACGUGGAGUAAAUGUUCCCAUGUACACCACCCUCAGGCGGACUACUGUGGUAUUUACAAUGGUUGUGGAGUAUAUUCUAGCUGGGCAGAAGUACACAUCUUCUAUUGUUGGAAGUGUUGCAUUGAUCGUUCUUGGUGCUUUUAUUGCGGGAGCUCGGGACUUAUCAUUUGAUGCCUAUGGCUAUGCUAUUGUUUUCUUGUCCAACAUCACUACAGCAAUAUAUCUGGCAACCAUAGCCCGUAUUGGGAAAUCCAGUGGCCUGAAUAGCUUUGGCCUUAUGUGGUGCAAUGGAAUCUUGUGUGGACCGAUUCUGCUGUUAUGGACAUUUAUUCGGGGUGACUUAGAGAUGACAAUUAAUUUCCCAUAUAUGUUUUCUCCUGGGUUUUUGGCUGUGUUGUUUUGUUCAUGUGUACUGGCGUUCUUCUUGAACUACAGUAUAUUUUUGAACACGACUCUCAAUUCAGCACUGACCCAGACAAUUUGUGGUAAUCUGAAGGAUCUUUUUACCAUUGGGUUUGGCUGGAUUCUUUUUGGUGGGCUUCCAUUUGAUAUUUUCAAUGUUAUUGGGCAACUUCUCGGUUUUAUUGGCUCUGGUUUGUAUGCCUACUAUAAGCUCAUUGGGAAGUAAAUUCUUAACUGUUUCAUGGCUAUUUUUCUUCAUUGGAGAAAAUGAGUUGCUUUAUUGUGUUCCUCCAAUUCUGGUUUAAUGAUCAAGGGGUUCUUGGAAAGUGAGAUAUACUGGUAUCAAGUCAUAUUUUGCUGAUGGGUGGGUGUUGGAAAAGAAAAGCAAUUUAGCGUAUAGUGGCAACCCCUUUUGCUAAUUUGAUGUGUCUGAGUUUACACAUUGUAUAUGAUGAUUCUCAAUUAAUCCUGCUUCCUGGGUCUUUUAUUUUGAUCCCCGUAACAUCAAAUUGGCAGAAAAUUUUGAAGAUUUAGGUGGUUAAUAUAUGAGUCUGACUACAAAUUGUACUAAAUUCAAUUAAUUAGAUGAUACUUCCAGUAUAAUCAAAUUUAAUAUUGUGUACCA